This is a messenger RNA of Sodiomyces alkalinus F11, 1338 nucleotides long. RefSeq names its product BAR-domain-containing protein. Gene Ontology annotation, cellular component: cytoplasm. The record is from RefSeq and is a predicted model, not a curated record. Gene Ontology annotation, molecular function: protein binding. Bases 1 to 1338 code for a protein of 445 amino acids. The transcript has 4 exons. Lineage: Eukaryota; Fungi; Ascomycota; Sordariomycetes; Glomerellales; Plectosphaerellaceae.
AUGCAGUUGACCAAGAAGCUCGAUCGUGCUUUUCAAUGGGCUGGCGAAAAGAUUGGCGGCGAGAAGACGGGCUAUUCCGAUGAGUUCAAGAGCCUCGAGGCCGAGAUGGUCAUUCGUCAAGAUGGCAUGGAAAAACUCCAUAAAUCCACCAAUGGCUACGUAAAGUGGGUUUCUCGUCGUGGGGAGUCGCUCGAAGACAAGGAGAAGGCCUUGCCUGUUGGCUUCGUCGGCCGCAUGAUGGUUGCCCAUGGCGAGGACUUGGAUCCCAACUCCCAAUAUGGCAACAGCUUGAUCGCCCUCGGAAAGGCGAAUGAGUGUCUCGCCGAGAUCCAGGAAGCCUAUGUCACAGAAAUCACCCAACAAUGGGUAGAAGCCAUCGACAUGUCCCUCGCCAUGAUGAAGGAGUACCAGGUCGCGCGCAAAAAGCACGAAUCGCGCCGCUUGGCCUACGACACCAACAUCACCAAGCUGCAAAAGGCCAAACGCGAGGACUACCGCCUCGAGGAAGAGAUGCGCUCCAGCCGCGCCAAGUUCGAGGAGAGCGGCGAAGACGUCCUGCGCCGCAUGCAGGACAUCAAGGACGCCGAACCCGACAACUUCCGCGACCUCACCCGUUUCCUCGACGCCCAGCUCUCCUACCACGAGCGUUCCGCCGAGGCCCUGCGUCGCCUCCGCCGCACCUGGCCCACCGAGAUCACCUCGCCUCCUCCGACCGAGCGAUUCGAGCAAAUCGAGCGAACCGAGCGAACCGAGCGAGCCGAGCCUGAGCGCCCUGCCCGCCGUCUCAGCGUUCUUAGCCGCGCGCGUUCGACCUUGUCCAGGAACCACCCAUACGAAGACCCGCAAGAUUUCGAGCCCGAGCCGCAGCCCCAGCCUGUCCGGAUGCCCUUCCGGUCCCAUCAUUCCGAAGCACGCUUCGGCAACGCUCCCGGCGCCCCCGACCUGCCCGUGCGGCCCACCAACAACCGCUCCCACACCUUCCAGGCCGCCUCGACCCUCGAUCGCCGCCCUUCCGCCAUCUCCCACAUGCCCAGCAUCAGCGCCCUCCGCGGCAACGGCGCGGGUCGGCCGCUCAGCAGGAUCAACACGACCGAGAACGACAUCUUCGCCGACGACUACGACGACAGCAGCGCCCAGAGCACCAGCGGCAGCCCGAACUGGGGCGGCGCCCGGAGCGCGAGCCCGGCCACCAGCGUGGGGAGCCUGACCAGGAGCUCGAGCAACCUGCAGCUCGUGGGUGGUCGGAAGGCUGCCCCGCCGCCGCCUCCUCCCUGCCGGUCUAAGAAGCCGCCUCCGCCUAUUCCCCCCAAGCGCGCCGCGACACAAGUCGGGUAUUGA